This is a messenger RNA of Temnothorax curvispinosus, 1005 nucleotides long. Its product is annotated as venom dipeptidyl peptidase 4-like. Gene Ontology annotation, molecular function: dipeptidyl-peptidase activity; serine-type peptidase activity. Bases 32 to 715 code for a protein of 227 amino acids. The record is from RefSeq and is a predicted model, not a curated record. Gene Ontology annotation, biological process: proteolysis. Lineage: Eukaryota; Metazoa; Arthropoda; Insecta; Hymenoptera; Formicidae. The transcript is spliced from 4 exons.
UGGUGCUCCUGGUUCACAAUUAGUCACCGAGAUGUUUAAAGUGGACUGGAACACAUAUUUGGCUAGUCGGAGGAACGUUAUUGUCGCACAGAUCGAUGGCAGAGGAAGCGGAGGACAAGGCUAUAAAUUGCUUCACGAGGUUUAUUACAGAUUAGGUUCUGUAGAAGUGGCUGACCAACUUGAAGUUACAGAAUACUUACGGGACUCACUACAUUUCGUGGAUAAACGAAGAGUCGCCGUAUGGGGAUGGAGCUACGGCGGUUUCGUCGCUGCUCUUGUUUUGGCUCAUCCGGAACAAAAGGUGUUUCAGUGCGGCAUAAGCGUCGCGCCUAUUGUCUCCUGGAAGCUUUACGAUUCUGCAUAUGCCGAAAGAUACAUGGGAUUACCGAACGUGACAUCCAAUUACAAAGGCUACGCUGAAUCCAACGUUUAUGACAAAGUAAGGUAUCUGCAUGAUAAGAUGUUUUAUUUGGUACACGGGACUGCGGAUGACAACGUCCAAUUUCAACAGUCCAUGGCACUUGCUCGUCAUCUUGCUAAGGAAGGCAUACUCUUUCGACAGCAGGUCUAUCCGGAUGUAAGCCAUACUUUAGCGGGCGUUAAGGGACAUUUGUAUCUCUCCAUGGAACAGUUCUUGGAAGAUUGUUUUCAAAAACAAGUACCUGUUGACACGAAAGCCGGACUUGGCAGCGGUGGCUCUGGUGGCAUGUACUAAUAUUAAGAGAUAGCGAUUACGUGCAACAUCACGUAAUGAUAUCUUCGAAUUGUUUGAAAUUGAAUUAAAAAAAGAAAAGAAAUGAAAUGAAAAAAUUUGUGAAAAUCUAAACAUCUCCAAAUUGUGUUCCAUCUAAUAGAAUAUUUACAGAAGAUAUGUGCAUGGCCCAUCGUUUUGUACUCCAACGCUCGAAAAUACAAUGAAAAGUGUAUAAUUAUCCCGUGCAUGCGUUUACACCGGUUAAAAGAGCACGUAUCGAUCAUCCAAUCAAAUAAAUUGUUUAUGAAAUA